GUCCCCCGCCUCCCCCACGGGCUGAGAUGGUGCGGCCCCAAUCCCCCUCCGCGGGGUGAGGUGGUGCGGCCCACAGCGCUCACGUGACCACGUGUUGACACGUCGCCUGGCAACAGAAAGGUGGUGCUGCCGGCGGCGGGCAUAGGCCAGCCCCAGCCUCAGCCCCAUGGAGGAGGCCCCCGGUGCCGCGGCAGAGGGAUCCGAGGUGGAAUUCGUCUCCACUGAGUGGAAUGUUAUCAGAGUUCCACCGCAUCUUGCUAUGGAGGCAAUAGAAGCAGAGAAUGGGAACAACAACGAAGAGGAAGAGUCCGUUCCUCUGGAAGACCAAGCAGAAAGAGAGAUCUGUGGAGCUACAGAGCUGUUUGUUGGCUCUGCAGAAGAAAAAUCUCCUGAGACUUUCUCAGACAAAGUAGAGUUUGACAGAUGUCCUCCUGAACUGGGUGACAUGGAGCAGCCGAUAGCAGACAGAGGAAACCCUUCCCUUCCUUCAGGAGCUCCUCUGCAGGCAUCUGCAGUGUCAGUGGAGUUGAGCAGCUGCACAGAGUCAGAGUCUGCCUUUGAGCAACUCCGUCAGUUUACUAGUGAGAAUGGUGACGAAAGAAAGAAAAAGGAGUGCCAGCAGCAUGGAGCUGAGGAAGACGAAAUAAGCAGAAGUGAGGAAACCGUAGAAAAAACAGAACUGGUUGUCUUGGAUCCAGAACAUCCUCUGAUGAGAAGAUUCCAGGCUACUCUGAAGAAUUACCUUACUAAGCAGAUAGAAGAAGUGAGCCUAGAGCUUCAGGAACUGAGGACAGCAGUGAAGAAGAGCAAAGUACAGAGGGAAGAGCUUGGGGUGAUUCUUUAUGGAGAACAGCAGCAGCUGGCCCAUCUGCAGAUGGAACUGGAGAAGAGCCGUGACCGCUGUUCUCAGAUGGCCACAGCGCGUCUGCAGCUGGAAGAGGAACUGGAAGGCCUCAGGCUUACUUAUAAGAAGAUGUGUCAGAACAGAGAUGAUGAAUGCAAGAAAGUGUCUGCAAUGCAGACCCAGGUUGAAAACCUCGCCUUGCGUCUCUUCUACAUGCAGAAUAUGGACCAGGAUAUGCGUCAUAAUAUUUUACUAAUGAAACGGUCAACAAAGAAGGCUGAGGCAGAGAAGGUCCAGGCUGAGGUGGAGAAGAAAAAACAGGAUCUUCUAUUGGACCACUUAACAAGAAAAGCCUGUGAACUACAAGAACAGAUUGUUCUGUUUGAAGCUCAGUUUGUGGCCCAGGCAGAGGACACAAAAGUAAUUCGGCAAGCGGUAAAUGAGGCUCGUAUGGAAGCACAGGCUAUUAACAUGGAGAAAAAGCGACUGAUGAACCAGUGGAAUAGUAGCUUGGCUGGAAUGAAGCAAAGAGAUGAAGCCUAUGUUGCCACACAAGAGUUGCUGAGUAAGUACAAACAUGACCUCGAGCUGCUAGAAACAGACAUCCAUGCCUGCAGAAAGUUCAUCAGGAAAGAGGAGGAGAAGAAUGAGUUGCUUGUCACCAUCCUGAACCGUUCACAGAGCAAUGCCAACACAACAAAGAAACUGAUUGCCCAGUGCCUUUCAAGGCAGGAGGCCUUGAAGGUUGAAUGUAGCACCUAUAGUCGCAUUCUCCAUGAGACAGAGCAGGCCCUCAGUAGGACCAAGAUGGAUCAAGCUACUCAUCUGGAUGAAUUGUUAUCCAUCAAUAAGGAUAUAGAGAAAGCAACUGAUGUCAAAGAACAGAUGGAGAAUGAAAUCUUGGCAAAGCUUCGGGACCAGAUGAUGUCCAGCAAAGCUACAAAGUACUUCUCACAGCUGACUGCAAAACUUCACAAGAGAAAAACAGAUCUGGAGGUGCGUUUUUCCAAAGUUGAGAAUGAUAUGGCCCAGGUUAUUCUGGAUGCAACUCAUACCAACUGCAGGCUGACAAUUCUCCAAAAAACACUCUGUGAGCUGGAUGAGGAAGUAAAAAAUAUCUGUGAUUUGAUCAGCUGCAGGGAAAGUGAGAUUGCAAAGUGCAGUCUCCUGUCUGAGAACAAGCAAGGGAUCAUCAGCCAGUACAACAAAAGGUUGGAGAUGAUUCUUUCUCAGCAAGGGGGGCAAGAAUUUGGACCAUUGGAAAUUUUGAUCCAUAAGCUGACCAAGCAGAUAGAAGAAUAUGAUUCUGAGGUGAUGACAUUACAGAAGUCCUGGCUCAAUCAGCAGAAAGAGCUGGUCAAGUUAACACAUGAACGGGAGGAACAAAUAGCCUCCUUGGACAUGUUAAAGAAACAGAUCACAAUAAUGCAGCAGAAGAAGGUGCACACUGAAAAUGAAAUUCAGCAGGAAACUAAAGAACAGAAAGAGAUUGAACGUCACAUGAAGAACAUGUCAAAUGACUUGAUAAAGUUGAAUGUGUUGAUCAACAAGAAAAACGGCAGCUGUGAGGAGCUGCAGUAUGGCAACAUUAUUGCAGAGAAUGAGUUUGUACGCUCUCUCAAGGCAGCAGAAAAAGAAUUAGUUGAGAUGCAGGACAGGCACAGUCAACUGACUGAGGAGAAGGAAAGACUCCUGAACAGCCUGUUGGAAGCAGAGCAUCAAAUCAAGCUAUGGGAGAAAAAGAUCCAGCUGACAAGAGAGAUGCGUGCAGUGGUGGAUUCUGAGACAGGGCAAGGCGAAAUGCCAGCCAUGAGAAGAGAGAUUCACAGAAUGCAAGUUCGCUAUGGCCAGCUGAUGAAGCAGCAGGAGAAGAUGAUUCGUGAUAUGGAGGCAUCUGUUUCUCGUAGAGAGGCGAUAGUGAUUCGUGGAGAGGGUCAGAACAAAACAGAUAAGAAACGUAUCGUGAAGAGCGACUUCCACCGCAAGAAACAGGAGCUGAAAAAGAAGAUCAGUGAAACCCAGAAGAAUGCUCAAGGCUGCAGUGAAACCAUCCUGGAGCUGGAGAGCACCCAAGCGUCCCUUAGUGCCGCCUUCUCAGAAAAGCAGCAAGAACUGUGCAGGCUGCAGGCAGAGUGCCAUGGCCUUGAUUCAGAUGCAGAAUGUCUUCGGAACAAGAAACGAUGGAACCUUUUGGAGCUUGUGGCCUUACAGACGCGCCAGAAGCAUCUGCAGGCGCUGAAGGAAGGGAAGUACGUGCCCCUGUGCCGCACUGAGCAAGCCCUGAGAGACAAGCAGCGGCAGCUGCAGGCCCGGCUCCAGACGAUCCGUGCCAUCGUCCACCAGGUCCAGCAGGAACAUCCUCAGCACCACGGGGCGCUCCAGUGGCUCGCUCACUGCUUGGAAUCCCGGCUGGGCCCCCAGGAAGCCUGACAAGACACAGACACCCGCCUGCACUUGCUCUGGGGCUGCAGGCUUGGUAAAUAAACAUAAAAAAAUAAACGUGUAGAGUAUAAUAUUUACCAUACAAAUGUAUUUUAUAUAUAUUUAUCA
This is a messenger RNA of Falco peregrinus (peregrine falcon), 3394 nucleotides long. RefSeq names its product coiled-coil domain containing 40 (gene CCDC40). Gene Ontology annotation, biological process: epithelial cilium movement involved in determination of left/right asymmetry; axoneme assembly; heart looping. The coding region runs from base 167 to 3274 and encodes 1035 amino acids. NCBI's taxonomy places the organism in Eukaryota, Metazoa, Chordata, Aves, Falconiformes, Falconidae. The transcript has 20 exons. The record is from RefSeq and is a predicted model, not a curated record. Gene Ontology annotation, cellular component: cytoplasm; cilium.